Messenger RNA from Closterium sp. Yama58-4, 1680 nucleotides. The record is from the annotation of a GenBank genome assembly. Lineage: Eukaryota; Viridiplantae; Streptophyta; Zygnematophyceae; Desmidiales; Closteriaceae.
AUGGCUCCCAGCCGUUCCCCACAGGAGCCUACACAGCUGCAAAGGCUUAGGGGAAGGUUCCAGGCCCCAGAGAAGCUGAAUCGGCCUCGGAUAAAUCCUUCUAACCCUGCUAAGUUGGAAACUGAGUCAGCAGCUUCGAGCGCAGGACCAAGGGACGAUACAUUUGAUCUACCCUACGAUCCUGUAAGCAACACCACCUACAGCUACUCGGAGCGGCAGCAGCCACUAGUACUCGAGGUGAUCUGCAACGAGCGACGCCUCCAGGCACUGGUGGACAGCGGUGCGUCCCACUCGGUGUGCGACCGCGGGACGUUGGAGAAAAUUGGAGAAUCCUCGAAGGAGACCCAGUUUACAGCAACGAUGGUGGACGGUACAAAGCUUCCCAUCCACGGCGAGUCAACACUGCAACUGCAUAUAGGGGCGUUAAGGUGGAAGCCGACGUUGACGAUUACGAACAUCAAGGGAUUAGAUUUCAUCUUGGGGCGUGAUUUUCUGAAGCGGUUCAACCCCGAGAUUGACUGGGUCAACCGGAAGGCGUGUAUCUACAACAACGGGAAACGUGUGGAGCUGCGAAGCUGGACGGAUACAGGGGAUGUUCCUGAAACGACACUGGCGCGGUUCGAACGGACGGUGAACGAGAGUAACAGGGGAUACUUAGCAUUGGUUAUGGCAGCAGCAGGGGAGGAGAAGCCGAGCUCGGAGCUACCUGCAGCAGUAAAGGAGGUGUUGGAGCAGUACAAGGAUAUCAUGCCAGACGACCUACCUGCAGGAGUACCUCCAGCGCGCACCCACGAGCACGAAAUCGUGGAGGAACCAGGUGCGAAACCCGUCUCACGUGCACCAUACCGACUGAGUCCGACCGAACAGACAGACAUGAAGAAACAGAUGGAGUAUCUACUCGACAGAAAACUGAUCCGCCCAUCCACCUCUCCCUACGGCGCACCGGUUCUCUUCACUCCAAAGCCAGACGGUAGUUUACGGAUGUGCAUCGACUACCGGGCACUGAACAAACAGACAGUCAAAAACAAAUACCCCAUACCGCGCAUAGACGAUCUUCUAGACCAACUGCGUGGUGCAACGGUGUUUUCGAAGCUGGACAUACGGUCGGGUUACUGGCAGAUCAAGAUGGCGGACAACUCGAUCCACAAGAUGGCGUUCCGUACCAGAUACGGCUCCUACGAGUACUUGGUGAUGCCGUUCGGGCUCUGCAACGCACCAGCGACGUUCCAGGCGGAGAUGAAUCAUAUCCUACGGCCCCUGCUGGACGAAUGCGUGGUGGUGUACCUGGACGACAUACUGAUCUACUCCAAAACCAUGAAGGAGCACGUGGAGCAUCUGCGAAAAGUCUUUGCGAUCCCGCGGAAGAACAAGUUUACUGUGAAGGGCGUACACGUGGACCUGCGGAAGAUCGAAGCCGUCAAGAAGUGGAAAGUUCCAGAGAACGUGAAGGAGUUGCAGCAGUUCCUAGGCUUCGCCAACUACUACAACAGGUUCGUGCCGCAAUACGCUAAGAUAGCAGCGCCACUGACCAACCUACUGAAAAAGGAUACGCCCUACAAAUGGGAUACUCCUCAACAGCAAGCCAUGGAGCAGCUACAGACAGCACUGACUACAGCGCCAGUACUCAUCCUACCGGAUCCAGACAGAGACUACGUGGUGGAAGCAGACGCUAGUGACUAA